Molecule: messenger RNA, 2829 nt
Organism: Actinia tenebrosa (Australian red waratah sea anemone)
Lineage: Eukaryota; Metazoa; Cnidaria; Anthozoa; Actiniaria; Actiniidae
Product: QRFP-like peptide receptor
Biological process (GO): G protein-coupled receptor signaling pathway
Cellular component (GO): plasma membrane
Molecular function (GO): G protein-coupled receptor activity
Source: RefSeq, a predicted model, not a curated record
GCGACAUCUCUGGGUUUCGAGUUUCAUUCUUAGGUAUUUAAGGAAGAAACUUUCUUAGAAUCGAAUUUGGCAUCGAUAUAGCUGCACACCGCUUUUAAGAAGCCGGCAGUUUUUGGAUACAGUUUAUGGUUUGAUUUCAAGUUCCCAGGAACCGUUCUUUUCGUCCUUCAGAGAUGAAUUUCUCUGCCAACAGCACUACAAAUAGCACCGGUUUGGGCCCAAAUUGUGAAGUAUACACGAUGACCACUUUUUCAAAAGUUAGCGAAACGAUUGGGUACUUGUUGGUCCUGAUAUUUGGCGUCAUAGGAAACACCCUCGUGGUUGCAAUCGUCUAUAGGAACAGAUCAAUGAGGACACCCGCAAAUUAUUUUAUUGCUAACAUGGCUAUCGCCGACUUAAUGGUGCCCAUAUUUCUAGUCCCGAAAACCCUGGCACACGUUUACCAUGGCAGGAACGCGUGGCUGAUAGGCGGGACGUUUGGAGAGUUUCUCUGUAAAUUUGUUCCAUUUAUUUACGAUGUUUGUCUUAUGGUGUCCAUCCACAGUCUUGUGCUUGUAGCAGUCGAGCGAUUUUACGCUGUUAUGCGCCCUCUGCGAGCAGCAAUCAGAAGCACUCGAAGAUGUAUCGUGAUAAUUGUUUCCAUCUGGCUUCUUGCAAUGCUUUUUCACGGCUUUUAUUUCUACGUCCAUAGACUCUUCUAUCUGGGGAAAAAAGCAUUUUGCUACAUCACGUGGGAGCCGCUCGACUACAGGCAAACAGUUGAGAAGAUUCACAUUGCUAUUAUGAUCCUCUUCUACGCCUUCCCUCUCCUCUCAAUAACUACCCUCUACUGUGUAAUCAUCCUCAAACUUAAACGACAACGAAUUCCCGGAACAAGAUACGGACACAUGAUUAUAAACCGACAGAAGCGAGUCGUCAACACGUUUCGAAUGGUAAUGACGGUGGUUUUGGCGUUUUUCAUUUGUUGGACGCCAUCAAUAGUUUUUACAUUACUAUGCUUCCAUCACUGGGAUUGGGAAGUGCCUUGUGACAUACUCUUCCACGCUCAGCUAGUCGUGUACAUGAUGGCUUUCUCGAACAACGCCAUCACCCCGUAUAUCUACUUCGUCUUUAACGAGAAUUACAAAAACGGUCUCAAAGCCUUGCUACCCUGGUACGAGAAAGCUCGGACAGUUGGUUAUCCAAGAGGACAUCUAAGCCAUAGUACUAAUUCAAGCCUAAGAUCCACCAUCAUGACAACAAGAAUUAGCUUCAAGAAUAGUGUGGAACAGAUAGCUGAACCCUCUCUUAUGGAACAGCCGUCAAGAAUCGAACCUCUUUCCUUGGACCAGAAAACUUGAGCGGAGUCGCGAAAAAUACGUGGUCAAGAAUUUGGCGCAAGCUUCCUCGUCUGCAUGGUGAAAAAUAACGCCAAACUUUGGGCCAAAGCAAAGAUGUUUUUAACAUAACUAAGACUGAAACAAUCCUACUCUGAUAGAUUUCUCGGCUACAGACUACAGCCCUUGAAAAGCAGAGAACUUUCACGGCGCAACUGACGAAAAGACCAUGGAGCAAGCUUCCUCGUCUGCAUGGUGAAAGACACUUCCAACCUUUUGGCCUUAGCACAGAUGUUUAUAACAUAAACUGAGAGUGAAAAAAUCCUUUCUGGAUAGAUUUCUACAGACUAUAGCCCUCGAAAAGCAGAGAACUCUCACGCAACUGACGAAAAGCGACCAAGUUUUAGAAACAUGUAAAAAAAGGCGUUUGACAAUAGCUUGUUAAAGUUUCUUCUUUAGAUCCUUGCCAGGCUCUGGUCCUAUAGCUAGGGAUUUGGUAGGCAUAUAGUAUUCACUAGUAAGUAUAGUGUAAAAAUAAGUAUUUCAACCGAACAGGAGAGAUAAUAUAUCGAGUAGGCUUAACAAAGAUCCAAUACGGAGUAUUCUUUCUAUCCGACUCUUAUUUUUCAUGAGAUCCUUGAAAACCUGUUUUAACUAUAUUUUGAAAUUUGAGCGCAAUAUUAGGAAGUUUUCCAGAAGGUUCAUUAUAUUACUCCGAAGUCGUUAGGGUCUUCAAGGGAAUUAUAAGGAUAUGGUUUUAUAAAGAUAGGAUGUUAGUAAUCCACGGGCAAAUUAAACGAUGCACCAUCUGUCGACGUAUCUAGCCUUGUUGACUGGAAGAACAGUACGCUUGAGAUGCCCUUGGCUGUUCGACUGAAAAGUUGGUCUUGUAACUACGGAUACGAGUAAUAUUUCAGUUUCAUUGCGUUUCAUAUGACUGACUAGGCGCCUGACUGCGAGGAAAGUCCAAAACCAUACUGAUUGGAGUAAAGGGAUCGCUGGGAAUGAUUGUCUAUUCCCGCAUGAGAGCGAUAGGCUUAAGAUACGAAGAAGAACAGGUCAAGAAGAAGAUGACGAUGAUGUCGAAGAAGAAAAGAAGCAUAAAAACAUGGCUGCUUCUCUAGUUAGUUAGCUAAAACAAAUUAUCAUCAAGUUCCUGUUGAGAAUCAAGAGUUCCUAUUUGCUUAUUAUCAACAUGUAGUAAUUGUGGAUUAUUUGUGUCGGAGGAGGUUGAAACUGUGGAUGUUUGCCGCCUCGGGGAAAGAUACUGAGUGAUGUUUGGAUUGCAUUCCAUGGUUAUCGCACGCAUAUUGAAUUGUUAUUCUAAUUGUUCAAACUGCAAACACGGAGACAGGGAAGAUGAUAAAACGACCACCCGACUUGCGGUUAUGCUAUACUAAUUGAGAAAGAACAAUAAUGAGUUCUACAGAGUUAAAUAAAUAGACAGAACAAAAUACAACAGGAAGGUAAUUCCAUAGAAUUAGAAGCAAUGAAAAUAAAAAUGAAUGUUUGG